GUAUGAAGGUCAGAGGACAAUCCUAUGGAGUUGAUUCUUGUGGCUUGAGGUGGGUUCCAGGGGUCAUUCUCUGUCAUCAAGCCUGAGUGUCACGUGCUUUUUUUUUUCACUGAGCCAUUCUGAUCCUCAUAUUUUAAAAAAAGCUGACAAUUGUUUGAAUUUAGUGCCUUGUUAUGAGAAUUUUUCUCCUGCAUUAGUCUUUCAGUUUAGUUUUAUUUGAUUUUUCACUUUAAAGAUCAUUCUGGCCUCUUAACUCAAAGUGAUCUGUCCAUCUGCCUCCUAGGUUUAAAGGGGUGCACUCCCACACCCCACCUCAUAAUUUUAGCUUUUUAAAGUAAGAGUCUUCCAUGGUUAAGAAAUAUGGAAUAUGUUUGAAAGAAAAUUUGGCUCCCUUUUCAGCUGACAAGUUGCCAGAACUUUUUUGCAGAAGCCAGCCAUAGCUCCAGCUCCCACUUAGAGCACAAGUUUCACACUCAGAUUAUAUGCCUUCACGCUUGGCCCUCCUUUCCCCCAGCUUUUAUUUAUUUAUUUUGUUUUAUUUUAUUUUAAAGAAAGGAUCUUGUGUAGCCUGGAAUGGUCUGGAUACCCUAUGUUGUCAAGGAUGGCUUUAAUUCAAGAUUUUAUGUCUUAGCUUCCUAAGUACUAGAAUACAUAUGUUAGUUACUGUGCCAGACGAGAAUUCUCUUAUCUUAAAAUUGCUCUGUGGAAGGGACACAUGUGAGAUGGCUCAGACUGGUAAAGCAGCUUGCUGCCAAGCCUGGCUAUCUGAGUUCAGUGCCUGUAACCCCCAUAGUGGAAUAAGAGAACCAAUUGUAAUAACCCCUGCUAGGUGUCAUUGUAACCCAAAUAAGUAAUGCAGUAUAUGUGAAUUAUCCACCAUUUACAUACUAGUUAUUCUUGCAUCUUUCUCCUUGACUGAAAUAUGGGAAUAAAAUUUCUAACUUCUUCUUUGUUAGUAUUUAUUGAGCAUUUACCGAAUUAUGUCAUUAAAGUAUUAUCUUGUUUACUUUUCCUAGCAGGUCUAUGAAAUUAUUCUCAACUCUAGUUUUCUGUUUUGCAGAUGGGGAGACUGACAGUUUAACACUUGGCCAAGGUCACACACCUGUUUCUGUUCCAGAUGAUCGAGCUGAACAACGAACCUGUCUUAUCUGUGGAGAUCGUGCUACCGGCUUGCAUUAUGGGAUCAUCUCCUGUGAAGGCUGCAAAGGUUUUUUCAAGAGGAGUAUUUGCAACAAACGUGUGUAUCGGUGCAGUCGUGACAAGAAUUGUGUCAUGUCCCGGAAACAGAGGAAUAGAUGCCAGUACUGCCGCCUGCUCAAGUGUCUCCAGAUGGGCAUGAACAGGAAGGCUAUCAGAGAAGAUGGCAUGCCUGGAGGCCGGAAUAAGAGCAUUGGGCCAGUGCAGAUAUCAGAAGAAGAGAUUGAAAGAAUCAUGUCUGGACAGGAGUUUGAAGAAGAAGCCAAUCACUGGAGCAACCAUGGUGACAGCGACCACAGUUCCCCUGGGAACAGGGCUUCAGAGAGCAACCAGCCCUCACCAGGCUCCACACUGUCAUCCAGGUCUGUGGAACUAAAUGGAUUCAUGACGUUCAGGGAUCAGUACAUGGGCAUGUCAGUGCCUCCACAUUAUCAGUACAUACCACACCUUUUUAGCUAUUCUGGACACUCACCACUUCUGCCCCCACAAGCUCGAAGCCUGGACCCUCAGUCCUACAGUCUGAUUCACCAGCUGAUAUCAGCAGAAGACCUGGAACCAUUGGGCACACCCAUGUUGAUUGAAGAUGGAUAUGCUGUGACACAAGCAGAGCUAUUUGCUCUGCUUUGCCGCCUGGCCGACGAGUUGCUCUUUAGACAGAUUGCCUGGAUCAAGAAGCUGCCUUUCUUCUGUGAGCUCUCAAUCAAGGAUUACACGUGCCUCUUGAGCUCUACAUGGCAGGAGUUGAUCCUGCUCUCAUCCCUCACAGUUUAUAGCAAGCAGAUCUUUGGGGAGCUUGCUGAUGUCACUGCCAAGUACUCACCCUCUGAUGAAGAACUACACAGAUUUAGUGAUGAAGGAAUGGAGGUGAUUGAACGGCUUAUCUACCUAUACCACAAGUUCCAUCAACUGAAGGUCAGCAAUGAGGAAUAUGCAUGCAUGAAAGCAAUUAACUUCCUAAAUCAAGAUAUCAGGGGUCUGACCAGUGCCUCACAGCUGGAACAGCUCAAUAAGCGGUAUUGGUACAUUUGUCAGGAUUUCACUGAAUAUAAAUACACACAUCAGCCAAACCGCUUUCCUGAUCUUAUGAUGUGCUUGCCAGAGAUCCGAUACAUUGCAGGAAAAAUGGUGAAUGUGCCCCUGGAGCAGCUGCCCCUCCUCUUUAAGGUGGUGCUGCAUUCCUGCAAGACAAGUACAGUGAAGGAGUGACCUGUCCCCUGCACUGCCUCAGGUGCUGGCAGUGCCAUGGGUGGCAGGACAGGCUCCAGAAGAAAGAGCCAGAGAGACCAAGAUGGAGACUGUGGGGCAGCCCCUCCAUCACAAGAAGAAUGUGUUUGUUUGUCUGUUUUUAACCUCAUUUUCUAUAUAUUUAUUUCACGACAGAGUUGAAUGUAUGGCCUUCAACAUGAUGCACAUGCUUUUGUGUGAAUGCAGCAGAUGCAUUUCCUUGCCGUUUACAGAAUGUGAAGAUGUUUAAUGUUACCGUGUUGUCAUUGUUUAGAGAUAGUUCUUUUGUAUUUUGAGGGAGAGGGUGGGAUGGACUAGACCACUAUUUCCAUAAUAUUGACAAAGACAACUACCUCAAUGGAAACAGGGAUAUGACCAUCUCUACCUUUUCCACAAUUUCUUAACAGAUGUACACUUGUCUGAUGGAGAACAAACUGCCUUUUUAUAGCCACAGACUUACUAAGCAAAAGAGUAUGCCAAAUGAUCAAAAUGAUAUAGGGAGAUGUACUAUAGAGGCAGGCAGGACGUUUUACAGGCAAUUUUCAUCUUAUUCUUCAAUGUUUGAUGAAGAUUAGCAAUCACCUCAUCCCACAAGCUCAAAGGGCUCCUGCCUUCUGCUACACCCCUUCCGCCCCACACACUGUUGUCUGUUGAAUGCUGCUGUCAAUUUUUCAUCCAAGCAGAGUCCUGACAAUAAAUCAGUAUGUAGGACUUGCCUCCCAGCUUCCUUGGGGCUCACAGCUGCCUAGUUUCCUGAUCCAGAUCUACCAAGGCCUACCUUCUUCAAACUCCAUCCCUCUCUCCUGUGAAUUUGACUCCUUGUCCUCUAGAAAUGUGACAGGAAAAUGCCCUGUUCUGAAUUUGGAUACCAUUUCUGAUUUGUUUUCCUUUCACUUGUUUCCCUCAAAGGAUAGAGGGACAAAGGCCAGGCUGCUGACAGAAUAGACUCCUGUGGAAGCCCCUGUUUCACCCCACCUUAUCCUCAGAACCAAAUCCAAAACUUGUUUUGUUUUUAUAUUUUGUGUUGUUGUUGUUCUUUUGGUUUGGUUUUGAUUUUGGUUUUUUUUUGAGACAGAGUUUCUCUGUGUAGCCUGGCUUUCUUGGAACUCACUCUGUAGACUAGCAACUCAGAGAUCCGCCUGCUUCUGCCUCCCGAGUACUGUGAUUAAAGGUGUGUGCCACCACCACCUGACUAACAUUGACAUUUUUAAACAGUAGAAAGAACCAGAGACUUGGCUCCUAAAUUUUGUUGUAAGUUCUCUUAUUAUUUCCAAAAUGAGAUCAAUUUACUAGGGUUCUUAAACAGAAAGCCAAGACUCAGAGAAGCCCAGAUCUUCCUUCAACUAUCAUCAGUGGUCUGGUCUACCAAGGCCUGGAGGGAUGGAGCCAGAAGUACCUGGAAGGGGAAGGGGCUUUAAACUACCUCAUGUGUUUAAGGGCUUCCUACUGCCUCUGCAGAUGCAGCCUGAGCCCUUCUGCUUUACUGCCUGCCCCACCUAAUUCUAGGAAGAAUUCUUGCCCUCCAGGCUUUGGCCAGGACUACACCAAGUUUGUGUUAGAGUUGUUUUAGCUGCUUUUACUUCCUUUGCCCACACCAUGCCUAACUACAGCCAGUCCCCAGAUGGAUGCUUCACUGGCUGCUUCCCUUGGCUGGCAAGCCACACCCACAGUAUCUCCUUGAGCCUGUUUGGUCAGGAACUGUUUACUCCCAAUGAAGCCUAGUUCACUUACCCAGAAGGCUACCACAUCUUGUGUAUCCUAGGUAGUCUUCACUAGAGCUUCUCUCUCUCUAGUAAAAUGUUACAGGUACCAGCAAAGUGACACCUAAUGCCCCUCGAUGUCCAAAGUUCAGAGCAUUACGUCUCAGUCUUAUUCCCCGCCUCUCUGAGAAAGAAAAAAAAGAGAUGUGUUCCUCAGGAAGGUUCCAAACAGAAUGUUUUUCACAUGUUGUGGGAAGAUUUGUAUGUGUUGAUGUGUCUGUUUGUUUCUAAGUUCACAAUAUUUUUCUUGAUUGCAUGAAUAUUUGUAUUUAAUGAAGCAGACCACAUUCUUUGGCUCCAGGUCAGAGUCUCGGCUACUUUCCUCAAGCUGGAAAUCAGAGACAACCUCUUAGAGACAGCCUGUGUGCAGCAGCUUUCUUUGCUUAGACCUCCAUUUGUCAAAUUGUUAGUUUUUGAAAUUGCUUUUCAAAUUAGCAUUUACCUGAUGUGUUGACUGUCAAAGCUCUGAUGAGGCAAAAACAUGUCUCUCCAAUAAUGUAGUAUUAAACAGAGCAAGUUGUUAAUCUGUAGAGUGGGGGAAAGGUUCUGCAAGUUGCCAUUGUACAAAUCCAUUUUUACAAAUGUUUGCAGCAGAUUCCACAGAACAAAGAGCCCAUUCAUUGCCAAGAGCCCUGCAGAAUCUCUGAGCCAAGUGGCUGUGUGUUCUGAGCUGGAGCCUGACCUGUGGACUGCCUUUAAUGUCUUCUGCACCCAGUCUUUUUCUGACAUGGGCUUCUUUUAAAACAGGGUAAAGUGAAUGUACUGCAUUGCAAACUCAGGUGUUAUGAGGAGAAGGUAGGAGUGUAGCUGGCAGUGUGGAGACAUUAGGUCAGCCACUAGAUGUAUUUGUGAUUUUGGUUUGAAGGACACAGAGAAAGGUUGGAGGGGGAGGUUUGGUGUGCUUGUUUUUGCCUUUUUUCCCAUAAUGUUUGGUUAACAGGCGGCCUUUUUGCUAGUGGAAGAAGGAAAAAUGUGUGCACGUUAUCUCUCAUUCCUCUCUCUUUUGUCCUCUCUGAUCCUGGCCACUAAAAGUACUCACUUUGAGUGAGACUUUUUUCCACCAUAAAAAAUACAUGUGGAAAAGGAGAAUCCAUCUCCUUGCAUCAUGUCAAAAUCAUUACAGGCUUCCCCUUCCUUUUCUUAUGUGUUUGCUUGACCCAAGACAAAAGUUUGGAGUCUUGGAGCUUUGUAAUUCAUGUUCUCUGCCUCCUUUUGUAGACCUUCAGUGUCCUUUGCAGGGUUUAGUGGUCUCACCCUUAGUUUGUAGAAAUUCCCUACAACUCAUCUCAAAUCACUCCAACUGGCUCAGGACACCCUGUCCCCAGGGCCACCCUACGGCUGAAGCGGGCAUGAAUGAACCUCCCCAUCCUGAUGGGCUGAUGGUAGAACCAGGAGGGGUAGGAGAACAAAGAGGCAUCAACCAAAGUUGCCCACUCCACACGGUCUGAGUCAGCUGUCUAGCCUCCUGUCUUGCACCUCUCUUACUUGUUCUUGACUUCCUGAAUAAUGAGACACAUAGACCACAGGCAGUCUUUAAGUUGUGGCUAAGACUAGCCAAAGUAAAGGACCCUGGCUUCCCACAGAGCAGAAAGCUGAGCAGACGUUCUAUGUUUCUGUCUUUGGAAUACUGUUCUUUGUGGUCUUUCCUUAUUACUUUUUUUUUUUUUUUUUGCAGUUUUUAAGAAAUUCAGCCCUUCAGACAAGCCCUUCUAUUGAGCUUUGAUUUUUUUUUCUUCUUAAAAUUUUAGAAAGACAACCCACUAACUGACUCCCCCACCUUGGUCCAUGGGAAUACCCGCAUGCCCCUUUGCCGUUGGUCCUCCUCCCUUUUCCUCAUGCCCAGUGUCCAUGAAGUGUUUUAUCUGUGUCUUAGGAUGAAAAAUGGCAAUCAUCCCACCAGGUGCUGGAAACCGGUCAGCCUUGAAGCAGUCACUUCUGGGGCCACAGCUCAGGGAUGUGUAUUUAAUUACAGGGUCCCCAGAAAGCCUGCUCUUGGCUGCCACAAGUGACAUCUUUCCUGGACUUGAGAGUCAAACCCUGACCACUUCCUCAGAGGGAGCAGCCCCAAUCUACUGAGCUAGAAGCAAGCUGCCUCUUUGGCUAGGUCUGGGCUUCCUCAAAACUACUGACCAUCCUACACAUGAGCCUCAAUGGUGCUCAUAGGAAGUCUGGCCCUUCUGCCCAGGACAAGCCCUCUUCUUGGCUUGUAGUCCUAAAUAGACCCCAGCUUGCUUGGCUAUCAGAUGUAGGCUUAAAUGGAAGCUGUGGGAAAGGCCAGGGCCUGCUCCAAACCCAAGAAAAAUGUGCUACUGGUGGAAGUUAGUCUUCCAAACCCUGAAGCCAGCCCUGCCAAAGGGUUCUCUUGCUCUUUGAUGACCUUUUUCUUAGAUGAAAUAUAAUAGGUGAUAAUGUUUUUAACUCAAAUUUCCAUGAAAAAAAAAAAAAAACAAACUACCUCUUGAGUGACAUCCUGAUGGAUUCCCCUCUGAGGAGUCUGUGGGAAAAGAAUAGCUCCCAUGUGUUUACAUGUUUCUGUUGGGAACGAAACCCUGGUUGUUAAGUGUUUUUGUCUGUGUGGCCUGUGAUAGGGGCUUGUGGCUGUAUUGUACUGUCUGAGCAGUGUCUGGGGAGUUCUUUCCACCUGCCCAGCAAGGGACAAGCCUCCCCUGGAAGAGGCCUUCUGACCUCCAUAGCUUGGAUUUCAGGGGCUUUGAUGGCAAGUGCAUCAUGAGCCUACCUCAGGCUACCUCCCAGUCAUCCCACGGUCCUACGUAGGAAUCGAAUGAAUAGGAUGUCUCUGAGCCCUUGUUCCCAAAGGGCCGGCCAAGGGCUGCCUGCCAGCCUGGCUCCAUCAACCCUGCAUGACCAAAUGAUAGUUGGCGGGCUCUACAGGCUACUCAGGCCCUCUGCUACCUCCCACACUUGCCUGCUGGCAAGGGGUGGGCCCUGUUCUGUGAAUUGACUACCUGUGGAAAUGUGACCAAUUAGUGUGAAAUGCAUGUUUAGCGAGCAUUAGGUACUGUAUUUGAACCAAUAAAUGUGAAUCCUCUGCACAUA
Messenger RNA from Cricetulus griseus (Chinese hamster), 7238 nucleotides. Lineage: Eukaryota; Metazoa; Chordata; Mammalia; Rodentia; Cricetidae. The record is from RefSeq and is a predicted model, not a curated record.